UGAAAACUCUAGGUCGCCUUAUAAGCCCUUAAGGAGGUUUCAAAAAUGACUGUAAACAAAAAGUAAAGUAUGUUAUCAAAUAAUUAUCAAUUGACAAAAACAAAUGAUAAAUCAAUAGAUACGGGUGGCUCCCCUCUCCAGUAACCUUUGGUAUAACUGUAAAAAAUAUAUUAAAGGGGUAGCAACCAUUUUAGGUGAAGACAUAGCCAAGGUUUCAGCCAAGAGUAAGCUUUAAGAGCCACAUUUCGUAUACGUAAUCUGUUUUGGAGUGCAGAAAGCGCUUCAAUUGGCCCUAUUUAACAUAUGCGUAAAGUGCUUUCCCCUAACUCAAGACCAACUACUUUCAACACCCUUUGCCCGUGUGUGUGUGUGUGUGUGUUCACAUGCAUUCACAUACUAUCCGUAUACCAUAUUUAAAGCGACGUGCCGAGCCCCAAGCUGUUGGGAAAACAAGCGAGUGGGUGGAAGGAAAACAGCUUUCUGGCACACUUCAAGGCACAUUACACCACUUUCGAGGCGUUGGGUGGUUGGAGAUGAAGAACUAGAGAAGUUUUAGAAUGGGAGGACCAAAGAAGCAAAGAACCAAAGAACCAAAGAACUAAAGAGCCAAAAGGAGAGUGGCCCGAGUGGCACGUACCUGGGUAAUGCUGCAUCUUUAAAAAGCCGCCCUGGCGUAUCUGGGAUCCCCGAAAAACUCCUCCGGAUGGGGCAAACUACAACUAAUCCCUGCUAACAGUUCCCAGACUCAUCCACAUCCCCCACAUCCACAUCCACAUCCUUCCUGCCUUUCCCCGUUGACUAUUUUCCCGUGCCACUUUUGGCCGAAAGCCGGUGGAGUGGAUUUUGGCACCAUUGGCACUGGUAACCUGCAUAUUUAAUGACAAUCCCCGACAACCGGGGACGUGUUCGAGUGCCAAGAGAGCCGGCGAGUGGGCGUGGCCCCGCCCACUUGGCACUCUGACAACCUGGGAGACAAAGGCCGGGGACCCCGGAUAUAUAUACACCAGAGAUAUAUACGAGAUACUGGGUAGGUCUGCCAAAUGUGCGGAGCAGCUUCGAAGUAAUUACUAUCUUAUCGAACGGCGCGUCGCGGGUGGCCUAUAAAAAGUAGAGGAAUGGCCGGCAAUCGGCAAUCGGGCAAAGAGCUAAGUGCCAGCAACAUGUCCGGAAUUCCGCCAGCCACCUUCACGGUAAUCGCCGGUUCAGCGGCCAACAAUCAGCGACGCAAGAACCAGAAUCAGCAGGCGAAGAAUUCGAAUUCGAGCAAGGGCCAAACACAGACGACGGGGUCGAAGACAAAUGCUUGCCGCAUUGCUUAGAUACAGUAACUAUCUUAUCUGUCCAAGGAUUUAGCGCAUGAAAAUACAUUUCCCAUGACAUAAACACCGAGUAUAAAUGGGCCGAGCGAAGCGUUUUGGGUUUCAGUUAAUGGGCACAGGCAAAACGAGACGGGAAAAUAAACGAUCGACAAAAUGAAAACGACCAUUGUUGAGGAGCGAAGUGUUAACGAAACGAUAGAAACGAUUGCCACGAGUAGUGGCUCCAUCCAGGAGACCAUCGAGAUAGUGGAUAUCGAAGGAUCCGGAGAACCAAAGCACCGACAUCAUCAUCACCACAGGCACCAUCAUCACCAUCAGGAAAGACAGGAGAAUGUCGAAGUUGUGGAGGAAGUGAUUCUCGUGGAGAACCAAGAACCGAAGCCUAGGAAGCACCACCACCACCACCACCGCCAGCAGAAGUCUUCACCACCACCGCCGCUGCCGCAGACUUUACCACCUUUUCUCACACCCACCGAGGAAGUGGGUUUCAAUGUGGUUUGGGAACCUCAGGCAGUCUGGAACCAGACAUCUUCAAAUCCCUCCAUAGAUUUGGAUCUCUCAGCGGAGAAGGAUGUCGUGGAUACAGAGGAGAUUCUGGGCACAACCUCCGCUUCGGAUGAAUUCACCACUGUGGUUUGGCAAACGGAGACAAAGGAAACCAUCAGGGAGAGCAAAAAGCACACUCGAGUUGUGGAGGAGGAAAUAGUGAUUGAGCAACUGGAUCCUCCGCCUUAUGCUCCUCCUCAACUCCAAGUGCAAACAGGAUUCUUUCCAGCGGCUCAGCAGCCACCACUUUCUCCCAUCGCAGAAGUGGUGCAAACAGAUAUUUUUGUGGAACCAGUGGCGAGUUCUCUUCCCCCCACUGGUUACAUUCCCAGAGUGAAUAUUAACCCACCGGAAACUAUUGUGAAAAGUGUAGAAGUUGAGGUUGUUCCUGCUCAAAUCCAACAGGAACCGGAAUUUAUUCCACAGCCAGGAUUUGUGGCGAGAAUUGUGGAGAACAUUGAAGUUGCUGCAGCUUCUUCUCAGGCUCCAGCUCCAAAAAGUUACUAUCCUCGAUCAGGUUUGGUGGAAACGAUCACUGAGAAUAUUGAAGUUGUAAAUGAAGCUCCUCCUUCUGGAGAUGUGGUUGUGGAAACAGUAGAAAAUAUAGAAGCUGAAUCCCCUUUUCUCCUUCCUGCAAAUGGUUUUGAUUCUGAGGAGACAAUUGUGGCGAAGGUUGAUGUCACGACAGAUGAUUCUCCAUUUCUGCUACCAACAAAUGGUUUCGAUUCAGGUCCAGUUUCUGUGGAAUCAGUUGUUGAGAACAUUGAAGUCAUACCACCUCAACCUGUAUUACAAGUUCCUGUACAAAGCAGUGUUCCUAGUGGGUUUGUGGAAUCUGUUGUGGAAAAUAUAGAAGUCAUUAAAGAAGAGAAUCCUCCCUUUCUUCUUCCCGUUCAAAAUGAUUUUCCUCCCCAAACAGGCAAUGUGGAAACGAUUGUAGAAAACAUAGAAAUAACUACAGAAGUAUAUCCUACAUUAAGACCCCAAGUACAAAAUCAAAAUCUUCCUCGAUCUGGAUUUGUAGAAUCUAUUGUGGAAAGUAUACAAGUCACUAAAGAAGUGGAACCUAUACAACCUGCAGUUCCGAUUAGUAUAACUCCCCAAACAGGAUUGGUUGAAUCGAUUGUGGAAAAUAUUGAAGUCACAGAAGAAGUAGAUUCCCCAGUAGAGACACCUCUUCAAAUAGAUUUCCCACCUCAAUCUGGUUUUGUGGAGUCAGUAGUGGAAAAUAUAGAAGUCACGGAAGAAGUUGAACCUCCACCAAGGCCACCACUUCCUAUUUCCUUUCCACCUCGAUCAGGUUUUGUAGAAUCAUUUGUGGAGGAUAUAGAAGUUACAGAGGUCAAUCCUUCCUAUCAACAAGUUUAUCAGGAAACUGACAUUAUUCCUCAGACUGGCUUUGUUGAAAGUGUUGUUGAGGAUAUUGAAGUCACAGAACCAGAACAAUCCAUUUUAAGAAAUGGUUAUGCACCACAGGGUGGAGUUGUGGAAACAAUUGUAGAGGAAAUAGAAGUCGUGCCAAAUCCUCCACUUCAAUCAAUAGUGACAACUGAUUACAUGCCACGUGCAAGUUUGGUGCAAGAACUGGUGGUAGAAUCCCUGGAAGUGACACCAUCAUCAUCGCCGCCACCGGAAAGGUUUCCCUUUAUUUCCCGGGAAAGUCUAAUUGAACCUGAUGACUAUGUGGUGGUUGAGGAACUCACUCCUUACAGCACCGCUCAACAAAGUCCAGCGGUGGAGGUGGAAAGUUUAAGUGAAGCCGAGGCUUAUGUGGAGAUUAUCGAAGUAACACCAGUUAAUUCGCCACCCGGCAGUCCAACUAGUCAACGGCCAAUUGAAGGGGGUUUCCUGCCCAGGCCGAGUUUAGCGGAAACGGCUGUGAUUGUGGAAUCCCUGGAGGUGACCCCCACCCCCUCACCGCCUCCCAGUCCACCACUGAAACUGAAAAUACCUCCGUUGAAUCAAGGGAAAUCCGAAGUGAUUGUUGAGUCUGUGGAUGUUACGCCAGUUGCCUUGCCACCCGCCAAACCCAAUCAAAAGCCACUCAACAACUUCAUCCUAACAGAUCUGGUGAUAGAUGAUCCUCCCUACAUAGAAGUGGUGCAAAGGGAGGUAAUUGUAGAGUCUGCCAACAAUGGAAAUGUUACCGAGGUGAUAGAAGUUACCGAAGAAGUAAUUCAACCGGCCACACCCAUUGGAACCGUUUUAGUGGGUGAGGUUUCCGCGAUACAAAACGACAAGUCCGGCAAGAGGUAUUCCGUGAGUGCAGCUUUGGCUGAGGGACUGCAGCAGGAGCAGGGAAUCCAGGAAUCAAAUCAGCCACCGCCGAUGCAAAAACGAGAUUUACCCACCGAACCACCGAAACGAAAGUGUUGCCCUUGCAAGUGCACCAUAUCCUAGUUCAGAAGUCAGGGGCUUUCCCCGAGCCUGGGAACUUAAGCUCCGCCUAUCGCAUAUCUAAUCAGCGGAAACAGAAGCCCCCGAAAAAAUCACAGUAAUCGAUAGUUAAUUACCGGCGGACACUC
Messenger RNA from Drosophila ficusphila, 4390 nucleotides. Its product is annotated as titin. The record is from RefSeq and is a predicted model, not a curated record. NCBI's taxonomy places the organism in Eukaryota, Metazoa, Arthropoda, Insecta, Diptera, Drosophilidae. Bases 1473 to 4265 code for a protein of 930 amino acids. The transcript is spliced from 3 exons.